Messenger RNA from Exaiptasia diaphana, 2875 nucleotides. Its product is annotated as vacuolar protein sorting-associated protein 16 homolog. NCBI's taxonomy places the organism in Eukaryota, Metazoa, Cnidaria, Anthozoa, Actiniaria, Aiptasiidae. The coding region runs from base 91 to 2553 and encodes 820 amino acids. The transcript is spliced from 24 exons. The record is from RefSeq and is a predicted model, not a curated record. Gene Ontology annotation, molecular function: actin binding. Gene Ontology annotation, cellular component: cytoplasm; lysosomal membrane; HOPS complex. Gene Ontology annotation, biological process: endosomal transport; vacuole fusion, non-autophagic; intracellular protein transport.
ACGAAAGUUAUAAAAACAGAAAUCGAACUUCCUUUCUUUCUUUCUUCCCAAAACUGUAUUAUGAAGUAGAAAAACAACGUUAGAACAAUCAUGGCACAUUUUACUGGUGAUUGGACGCCGCUUGGCGAGGUUUUCUUCAGGAAACUUGAGUUAUAUAGCAUGGGAUGGUCUGUGGACUUGAAGUACUUCACUGUAGCUGCAGCAUCCUAUGGUGGACCAAUUGCUUUAAUGCCAAAUAACACAAGCUCUGUGAUGACAAAACCCAUCAUCAAUUUGUAUUCAUCAUCAGGGAAAGAGUUAGCAACAUUCAGAUGGGAUGGUGGACCUAUUGUACAACUUGACUGGUCUGCUAAGGAAGAGCUAUUAUGUAUAUCAAUGGAUGGUAGUGUCUCAGUGUAUGAUAUACAUGGUGUAUAUCAAAGGACAUUCAGUAUGGGACAGGAUGCCAAAGAAUCCAAAGUCAUAGAUAGCAAGACAUUCCGUAGUUCUGGUGGUACUGGUAUUGCAAUUCUGACUGGAAAUUACCAUUUCUUUGCCAUAAACAAUGUGGAUGAUGUUAGAAGCAGAAAGUUUGUUGAUCCUCCCAACUUAAGUGCGCCCCCAACAAGUUGGAUUAUUAUACCAGAGGACAGAGGAUCACAGGCGCUUGUUGCUAUUGAUAGUCAGCUUUACUUGAUUGACACUGGACAGUGUGUUCAGCUGUAUCCGUCGUUCAAAGAGGUAGUUACUUCCAUUGUUGAGAUGGCGCUCUCUAGCAGUGGUACCCUUCUGACGAUGUUUACAGACACUGGACUUGUAUGGAUAGGAACACGUGAUGUCCAGAAAGUGUACUGUGAGGUCAACACUCAGUGUUUGUCAAGACCAAAACAACUUGCAUGGUGUAGUAAUGCAGCUGUGGUUUGUUACUGGGAUGAUUAUCUUGAUGUUAUUGGCCCAACCACUGAUGUAACUAAAUAUGUAAUGGAUAGUGAUGUGUGCCUUGUACAAGAAAUUGAUGGUGUACGUGUUAUUGGCAAUGAAACUCAUGAACUAUUGCAGAAAGUACCACCAUCAGUAGAAAAUGUGUUCAAGAUUGGUUCAGUCAAUCCUGGUGCAAUGUUGUAUGAUGCUGCUAAGGAGUUUGAGAAAAAAAGUGCCCGUGCUGAUGAGUAUGUAAGACUGAUUAAAGAUGAACUGACAAAAGCAGUAGAACAAUGUAUUCAGGCAGCUGGAGCAGAGUUUGAACCUUCUGUACAAAGGGGACUUCUUAGGGCUGCAUCGCUAGGGAAGAGUUUCUUGACAGAUUUCUCUCCUAAACCAUUUGUGACUAUGUGCCAAAGUCUGCGAGUGCUGAAUGCUGUUCGAGAAUAUACAAUAGGAAUACCUUUAACAUUCGCACAAUUGCAGCAGAUGUCAAUACCAGUCUUGAUUGACAGGCUAGUUCUUCGUCGACAUUAUUGUUUAGCCAUUAGAAUUUGCGAUUAUCUCAAGAUUCCUAAAGCUGAAGGAGCAAGUCGUAUUCUUGGCCAUUGGGCGUGUUAUAAGGUCCAACAGACGAACGUAGAUGAUGAAGAGAUUGCCUGUGCAAUUAAUGCAAAAUUGGGAGAAAGUACCGGUAUUUCAUACACUGAGAUUGCUUCUAAAGCAUUAGAAUGCGGAAGGACAUUUCUAGCAAUAAGGUUAUUAGAUUAUGAACCAAAAGCCGCUGACCAAGUACCCUUGUUGAUGAGAAUGAAGAAAGAUGAUUUGGCUUUAGAGAAAGCCAUUCUGAGUGGUGACACUGAUCUUAUUUAUACAGUUGUAAUGCAUUUAAAAGAUACACUUCCAUUGGGAGAAUUCUUGCGUGCUAUACGUCACCUACCUGAUGCCCAAAGUCUGUUUACAAAGUACUGUAAAGAACAUGAUCGUCGUAGCUUAGUUGAUCUCUACUAUCAAGAAGAUAACUUCCUAAACAGUGGCAAUGUAUAUUUACGAGAUAGUUUCAACGAAACGACUUUGGAGUCUCGCAAAAAGACUCUAGAAACAGCGCAGUUGUCUUAUACACAGGGAAACUGCACCUUUUACUCCAAGUGUACUGAUGAAUUCAUUAAACUCCUCGACUAUCAAAACAGACUAGAAAACGAACAGAGAAAACCGUUUGUAGAUUUGUCGCUUAGUGACACAAUAUCCCAGUGUAUCAGAUUGAGAAACUUCAAAGCGGCUGAUCAACUCAAGAAAGAGUUUAAAGUACCCGAUAAAAGGUUUCACUGGCUUAAAGUACGCGCUCUGGCUGAAAGCAUGGACUGGAUAGAACUCGACAAGUUUGCAAAAUCGAAGAGAUCGCCGAUAGGUUACGAACCAUUCGUGGAUGCAUGCCUUGAAGCUAAUAAUAGACUGGAAGCAGAGAAAUACCUGCCACGCGUGCAGCCGGAAAACAAAGUAUUGUACCACGUAAAAUUAGGUAAACUAGAGGAAGCAGCUGGCAUAGCGGCAAAUCAAAAUAACGAAGAGUUACUGGAAUUUGUGUUGAAGAAAUGCGAAAAUAACCCACCGCUGUAUAACAAAGUACAGAAUAUGAUCUUGCAAAAGUCGUGAAAACAUAGUUUUAUAAGAAAAAUGAAGCAAUAGGCCGUUUGCAUUAUGACAUAACUUUACUACAACUACCAGAGAGCCUUGCGCAUUUUCAUUGUUAUUCAAUUUUUUAAUCCUCUUGGAGAUUAAUAAAACAAUUGGCACUAAUUGCAUUACAAAAGAAAGUUGCCAAAGCAUUCUGGUAGUUGUAGUAAAUGACGGCAUAAUGCAUAUCGCCUAUUUUGAAUACACAACAAGAUGUAUAAGCAGAAUUGAUACAUUUAACAAUGCAAUGUUUAUUAAAAACAGUUCAGCAUCUUGGUAAUAAAAAAACAUUUCUAAAAAA